AUGUCUCUUUGGUCCUGCAGUGCUGUUGCUCAGCAGUUACGUCAUUUUAAUCAUCUGCUUGUGUUACAGAAAGCAAUAGAUCUUGCUAGCAAGGCAGCACAAGAAGAUAAAGCAGGAAACUAUGAGGAAGCAUUCCGCUUGUACCAACAUGCUGUGCAGUAUUUUCUCCAUGUUGUUAAAUAUGAAGCACAGGGGGAUAAAGCAAAGCAGAGUAUUAGAACGAAAUGUACAGAAUACCUGGACAGAGCAGAAAAGCUGAAAGAAUAUCUGAAAAAGAGAGAAAAAACUGUACCAAAACCAGUUAAAGAGUCUGGUCCUACUGAUGGAAAAGGGAAUGACAGUGAUGGGGAAGGAGAGUCAGAGGAUCCUGAAAAAAAGAAGCUACAGAAUCAACUUCAAGGUGCAAUUGUUAUGGAGCGACCAAAUGUAAAAUGGAGUGAUGUUGCUGGCCUUGAAGGUGCCAAAGAAGCGCUUAAAGAAGCAGUGAUAUUGCCCAUUAAAUUUCCUCACCUGUUUACAGGAAAGAGAACACCUUGGAGAGGGAUUCUUCUGUUUGGACCACCGGGAACAGGAAAGUCGUAUUUAGCAAAAGCUGUGGCAACAGAAGCAAACAAUUCUACCUUCUUCUCAGUAUCUUCCUCUGACCUAGUCUCAAAGUGGCUGGGAGAGAGUGAAAAAUUAGUGAAAAACUUGUUCCAGCUUGCCAGAGAAAACAAACCUUCUAUUAUCUUCAUUGAUGAGAUAGAUUCCCUAUGUGGGUCAAGAAGUGAAAAUGAAAGUGAGGCUGCUAGACGGAUUAAAACUGAGUUUCUAGUCCAGAUGCAAGGGGUUGGUGUUGACAAUGAAGGAAUUUUGGUCUUGGGAGCAACAAACAUACCCUGGGUUUUGGAUUCUGCUAUCAGGAGGAGGUUUGAGAAGCGUAUUUAUAUUCCUUUACCCGAAGACCAUGCCAGGGCUGCAAUGUUUAAACUUCACCUUGGGUCAACUCCAAAUCUCCUGACAGAAUCAGAUUAUCGAGAGCUUGGAAAGAAAACUGAUGGCUAUUCUGGUGCAGAUAUAAGCAUCAUCGUACGUGAUGCACUGAUGCAGCCUGUUCGAAAAGUGCAAUCAGCUACUCAUUUUAAAAAAGUAAAAGGACCAUCACUGUCUAAUCCGAAUGUCAUGGUAGAUUUGUUCACCCCUUGCUCUCCAGGGGAUCCUGAAGCCAUUGAAAUGACAUGGAUGGAGGUCCCAGGUGAUAAAUUACUGGAGCCUCAGGUUUCCAUGGCUGAUAUGUGCAGGUCACUAGCUAGCACAAAACCAACAGUUAAUGAACAGGACCUGGAGAAGUUAAAGAAGUUUACAGAAGACUUUGGUCAGGAAGGUUAAACCAAAGAUAUAUGUGGAGCAUUAGAACUUUUUUUGCUUUCUUAAGUAUUGUUGUGUCUUAUUGAUGGCACUUCCAGUAAAUGCCAAUAAAAUCACUCCUUUCUUACUUUGCAGAAAGAAGAUCUCUUUGCAAAGACCCUUGAGCUUUUGUAUUGUAUUGUUUUCCUCAGAUGUCUAUUAAAUGUCUUCUAUUGAAAAAUAAAGCUAAAAGUAUAAUUUUAGGGUGAGACAGCAAAGUGAUGUGAUAACUUGUAUUAAAUAUUAGCAAACUUUAAAUAAUUAGUUCAAUUUUACUAAAUGUUCAAUUUUAGGUAUUAUGUUUGACCUGGCUGCAAGUGAGUUUUGAACUCCCAGUAGGCUCAAAAAACCCUUUUUUGAGGGGUGAAAGAGAACCUAUUUGUCAGGUGUUUUCAAUGUCAAUCAGCCUGCAUAUUAAUUGCUCUCAUUUCCUGUAGAGAAAUGCAACAAAUUUGCUAAUGAAGCAUAUUGCAAGUGUGAGCUCACUAUUAAAAUAAGUAAGAAAACACUGUGAGGAUAAGACUCUGUGGGCCAGUACUUUGUUUAAAUACUGAUGGACCUGGUACUUGGCUUUUUCUGCUAUGCUGUGUUAAAAUUUUGCCUUAAACAGCAAGCUUUUGUUUUUAACUCUUUACCAGCUGAUACACAUAUGUCACUAUGCAAUUUAGCAAAGGUUUGUUAAAUGCAAGUAUCUUGGAAGGUUUUUUGCUGGGUGUUUUUUUUAAUCUGGAUAUACUUUCUACGGGAGUUUGACAAAAGCUAGAAAAAGGUGUAUCCUGUAAGAUUCUGUAUGUCAAGGUCUGCAAGGUAUAGGUAGUCUUUGGAGGCUGUAAGGGAGGUAUUUUGGGGAAAUAGCAUACUUUCCGACCUGAGAAAAGGAUAACAGAUGAUCUAGCAGUAGACUUUGAUAUCAGAGUUCUGAGUUAAUCCGUCACUGAAAACUAUUGGAUACAGACUACAUCAAUUUAGUGCGUAAAUUUUGAGAAAAGGCUGGCACUUUAGUACAAAAGCAGCACUUCCAUUGAUCUUUUUUGAAGAAGUAUAGAUUGAGAUGUGCUUGAAUGUAACUUACAACACUACAGUGUCAGCACUGAGUUUGUGCCUUUUAAGUUUGCACUGGCUGUAGGAUACGAGACAUCAUAAUGAUACCUAGAAUACCGUUAUGUUCCCUUAGCAUUGUACAACUCUAUUCUGCAUAUGCUUUGAUUAACUUGCAUUAAAAAAAAAUUGCACAUUUCUUGUGUGUAUGUUAUAUGUACAUACACACAUUUAUGAUCAUCUUUUGAUGGGUUUUGGUUUCCUUUAUGUACAAAUUUUGUGUACUUUAUAAAUCAUAGGACUGGUGAAAUUUGCUGUACUUAAAUGAAGUAAAAUGUUGUAGUACAACCUCA
Molecule: messenger RNA, 2777 nt
Organism: Struthio camelus australis
Lineage: Eukaryota; Metazoa; Chordata; Aves; Struthioniformes; Struthionidae
Source: RefSeq, a predicted model, not a curated record